CCAUACACCGUGUAGUUUCACUUUUACGUCAUCUACGUGUCGCGGUAGUAUGUUUUCAAGGGGGCGGCUAUGCGCUUAGCAUGGAGGUAGUAACUGAAAAACGAAGCUAAAAGUCCAAAUGUCUGUCUAACAAGUUGUGACAAGACUGACAUUGACGUCAAAGGACUGACUGACUUCAGUCCAUCAGAAGACUGAACAAUGGGCCAGAGAAGGAAAGUUGGAGCUAUGAACACUCCCUCAUCUCAGACUGAAUCUGGAGAUGCUUCUAAGGUCCACAGCCGGAAGCACAACAUCUGCAUGGUGUCAGACUUUUUCUAUCCAAAUAUGGGAGGAGUAGAAAGUCAUAUUUACCAGCUGUCUCAGUGUCUGAUUGAAAAGGGACACAAGGUGGUAAUCGCCACGCACGCCUAUGGCAGUAGGAAAGGCGUCCGGUACCUGACCAACGGCCUGAAGGUCUACUACCUGCCCCUGCAGGUGAUGUACAACCAGUCCACAGCCACCACCUGCUUCCACAGCCUCCCACUACUGCGCUGUGUGUUUGUCAGGGAGCGCAUCACCGUGGUGCACGCACACAGCUCCUUCUCUGCUAUGGCCCACGAUGCACUGUUCCACGCCAAGACGCUGGGCCUGAACACGGUGUUCACUGACCACUCUCUCUUCGGGUUUGCUGACGUCAGCUCCGUGUUGACCAACAAGCUCCUGACCGUGUCGCUCUGUGACACCAAUCACAUCGUGUGCGUCUCGUACACCAGUAAGGAGAACACGGUUCUACGGGCAGCACUCAACCCAGAGAUCGUGUCCGUUAUCCCCAACGCCGUCGACCCCACGGAUUUCACCCCGGACCCUUCACAGCGUCCACCCGACCGGAUCACAAUUGUUGUCAUCAGCCGGCUUGUCUACCGUAAAGGAAUCGACCUGCUUGGCGGAAUAAUCCCAGAACUUUGCCUCAAACAUCCCGAUCUGCAUUUCUUAAUUGGCGGCGAGGGACCGAAGAGACUCGUGCUGGAGGAAGUGAGAGAAAAAUACCAACUUCAUGACAGGGUACGUCUGCUUGGUGCCCUGGAACAUAAAGACGUGCGAGGCGUCCUGGUUCAAGGUCACAUCUUCCUGAACACGUCGCUGACCGAGGCCUUCUGCAUGGCCAUUGUGGAGGGAGCCAGCUGUGGACUGCAGGUGGUGAGCACUCGUGUGGGUGGAAUUCCAGAGGUGUUGCCCGAGGAUCUGAUCACACUGUGUGAACCGACCGUUCGUUCCUUGUGUGCUGGAUUAGAGAAGGUAAUUUCCAAGCAGAGGUCUGGCUCGGUGCCCUCACCCGCCUCCAUCCACUCUCGCGUGAAGAACCUCUACACGUGGAAAAAUGUGGCAGAGAGGACUGAAAAGGUGUAUGACAGAGUAGCUGGAGAAGAGGUGCUUCCACUGGACAGGAGGUUACGGAGACUCAGGUCUCACUGCGGCCCCGUUGCAGGCUCCAUUUUCGCCCUUUGUGCUGUGCUGGACUUCCUGUUUCUGCUGCUCCUGCGGUGGUUGGCACCAGACCGGCACAUGGACAUGGCUGUGGAUGCCACAGGCCCACAUGGUCUGUGGAAGGAGAGUAGGAAGUCUAAGUCUAGCGAUGCUGGUUGCUAACGCGCCAUGAAGCGAGUAGCGGAAACGAUAACAUCUGGUCUCCGGCUCUUGACGCCGUGUUGCAGGAGUCCAGCCGACGCUCUUGUGAAUGUGCUCAGGAGAAUCCUUAUCGGUGUUUACAUUUUAUUAACAACAGGGACUUUGUGUUAAAGGUGUUUGUACACUUUUUAAAGAUUUAUACAGCAUAUGGUUCAGUGCAAAAAAGACCUCAUUUGUUUCUUUAUGCUUUCUUUUAAAAUUAAAGGAAAGUAGAAAGAAACUCCUUUUAAAAUGAAUUUAAAGCUGGUCUUGAUUUGUAGUUCUGAAUUUUUUGGGGUGGAAUAUCUUCAUAGUUUGUAUAUUUAAAAUUCUGCAGGUUGACAGUUUAUUUCUAAUCCUUAUUUUCUCUCUUCCACAUUGUCUGCUUUUUACGUAUUUGUUGAAACUGUCACUAUGUCAUGACACUAUGGUACGAAACAGGUAAUCUGUGAAAAAAUAGUGCUCCUCUGUCUUCUCCCAGUGCUCCCAGUGAUAAUCAGAGCCAGGUGGCAGGCCUUAGCGCCAUCAAUCACAAACUAGUGUGGCGCUACUCAUCCCCUCUCCCCGUCCUUCUGCUACGCUGCAGCUAGCAAAGCCUGUUGUGAAUGCUCAGUAUAGUUAUCAUAUUCAUUGAUGAUGGUGAAUAAAUGGUUUUCUUGUAGAGGUAAGUUGUUUCUCCCCCAUUAGCACACUUAGGAGUGAGUACAUGAGGUUGAUUGACAGUGCUAAGACCCUCCUCCUGUUUCGGAUUGGUUGUUAUUGAUCAGGUAGAUCUGGGAAGAGGUGCAGGAGAUUGACCUUUUCACAAAUUGUCUUUCUCAUAACGUACUGUCACAACAUUGUGACAGUUUUAACAGAUAUGUAAAAAAAAAAUCAUGUUGUUUAUAAAAGUUACAUACUGCAGCUUUAACUCAUUUUUAGCGACGUACUGCCCAAGUACCAGAACUGCAUACUGGUCUUAGAAUGAGCACAAAAACGCAGGGAGAGUCCAUAAGAAACUAUUGAUGAAUGUUCAAAUAGUCUUGAAAACUACUGACCAAGACAACUAAAAACUUGAGACAGAAAUCAGACUCUGGAAAAGACGCAUAAAGAACUCAGAUUUUAAACUUUUGCACAGUGCCAUAAUUGCAC
Messenger RNA from Poecilia latipinna (sailfin molly), 2775 nucleotides. It is a transcript of the gene piga, whose product is annotated as phosphatidylinositol glycan anchor biosynthesis, class A. The transcript has 7 exons. The record is from RefSeq and is a predicted model, not a curated record. Gene Ontology annotation, molecular function: phosphatidylinositol N-acetylglucosaminyltransferase activity. Gene Ontology annotation, biological process: GPI anchor biosynthetic process. Bases 199 to 1626 code for a protein of 475 amino acids. Lineage: Eukaryota; Metazoa; Chordata; Actinopteri; Cyprinodontiformes; Poeciliidae. Gene Ontology annotation, cellular component: glycosylphosphatidylinositol-N-acetylglucosaminyltransferase (GPI-GnT) complex.